Messenger RNA from Neohortaea acidophila, 531 nucleotides. RefSeq lists its product as uncharacterized. NCBI's taxonomy places the organism in Eukaryota, Fungi, Ascomycota, Dothideomycetes, Mycosphaerellales, Teratosphaeriaceae. The record is from RefSeq and is a predicted model, not a curated record. The transcript has a single exon. The coding region runs from base 1 to 531 and encodes 176 amino acids.
AUGCCAUACUACGGCCCCGGAAUGCCCUGGUACGGCCGUGGGGCGGGCAACAUCCAAGCCGCGCAGCAAGGACAGGCGCGCAUGGCCGAAGAUCUCGAAGCGAAUCAUCAGCCCGUCAGACCCUCCUUGACUCGAAGUCUGACCUGCCCAACGUGCCAGAAAUGCGAGGACCCUUCGCACGAGCGAUACUACUUCGCGGGUGGACGAGGCGGCGCGGCGAGCUACACUGCUGCUCCGGCCCAUCACUUCCAGCAGCUCGAUUCCGCUGCGGAGGCUUCGUUCAAAAGCAUUCGGAAUGGCACGUGCGAGGCGACUGCGAAGACUCAGGGGCGAGGUGGGCUGGGGAAUUAUGCUGCGGGUCUGGUUGAGAGGGAGGAGGAUGCGAAGCGGAAGGGUCGCAAAUUGGACUCGCAGCGUGAGAGGUUGCGGCUGGAUGUUGAGAAGGGGGUUGAUGAUGCGUUGGCUAUGCCGGCCAGGGCGAAGCUGCCUCUCAGCAGUCCGAAAGAUGUCAGCGCCCCGGGUGCCAGGUGA